ACGACGUGCAGAGCGCAUGUUUUGGAUAUCUCAUUUCAAGGUCACACUUAGGGGUCAAAGGUCAUAUGAGUGUGUUUCGUGUCUGCUCUGUAACUCUUGAACUGCUUAAAGGAUUUCAAAGAAACUUGGCACAAAUGUUCACCACACUGAGACAAUGUGCAGAGCACUUGUUUCGGAUGACUAGCUUCAAGGUCAAGGUCACACUUAGGAGUGAAAGGUCAUAUAUGACUUUGCUGUGUCCGCUCUGUAUCUCUUGAACUGCUUGAAGGAUUUCAAAGAAACUUGGCACAAAUGUUCACCACACUGAGGCGACAUGCAGAGCACAUGUUUUGGAUGACUGGCUCAAGGUCAAGGUCACACUUAGGGGCCAAAGGAAUUGAACAGAAAUGGCAACAAUACCACAUUCGGCAUUGCAGAAACUGCCGGACUUCACUGACUCCAAUGAUUUAGCUUCUGAACAGGUUGGUGGUAAAGUUGUGUUUGCUACAGAUGAUUGGUUUGCUCCAGCAGAAAACCUCAUCAAGGAAGAAGCUGCUGUAUUUAAGGAAGGGGAGAUAACUGAGUAUGGCAUGUGGAUGGAUGGCUGGGAAACACGAAGGAAAAGGACUGAAGGACAUGACUGGUGCAUUAUACAACUAGGUGUUCCUGGUGUUAUAUCUGGUAUAGAUGUUGAUACCUCAUACUUCACCGGGAAUUAUGCACCCAGAAGUUCAGUCCAGGCAGCAAACUUAACUAAAUCUUUCUCAAAGCGAGGAGGAGAGAGAAUAGGGCUGGCUGCUACACAAGAAGAUUAUCAGAUGGUUGACCAGUUGCAAUCUGAGAGCUGGGAAUACAUUGUAUCACUAACCCAACUACAACCAGGCUUCCAGACUUCAUGCCACAACUACUUUGAAUGUACAAAGAAGAAAAAGUUCACUCAUAUACGACUGAAUAUUUAUCCAGAUGGUGGUGUAGCAAGACUCAGGGUAUAUGGACAAGCUGCACCAAACUGGAAUAAAGUUUCAGAAAAAGAGUUAGUGGACCUGGCAUCAAUGAGGAGCGGUUGUGUGUGUGUAGGCUUCAGUACAACCAAUAGAGGACAUCCCAAGAAUCUCAUCAAACCUGGGAGAGGAGAAUCCAUCAAAGAUGGCUGGGAAAUUAUACCCAAGGCAACAAGACCAACUAUAGUUCAGGAGUACAGACACACUGGCAAGUUAUGUCCAUCUGGAUCAGAAUGGUGUACAUUUCAACUUGGACAUUCUGGAAUAGUUCAGAUGGUUGAAGUUGACACUAAUCAUUACAAGGGGAAUUUUCCAUAUACUUGUAAAGUAGAAGGGUGUCUAGUUGAUGACAGAGUCUUUCCAGGAUCUUCUCUUCCACUGGAUACAGCAUGGAAAACUCUGUUACCAGAAACUAAGUUAAAGGGACACAACCAGAUGUUUGUGGAUGUGGCAAAACUUAGUAAUGUAGCAGUUAUUUCCCAUGUGAGAUUGACAGUUUCCCCUGAUGGUGGCGUUAGUAGAUUCAGAAUAUGGGGACGUAAAGCUCAGUCAGCUUCAUCAAAGUUGUGAUAUAGAGUAUUAGUUAGAAAGUUUUUAAUAUCUCUAUUCAGUUGGAGCAAUAUUCUCAGAUACCGUAUUUACUGGUGUAGGUUUUGUUAACCCUUACCUUUACCCUGCUAAAUUUCUAAAAUGGACUGUUCUAACAUUCAGUUUGGGCAGUACCUCUUAUUAUUUGAAGGGGUGUUCACUGAAAAUUUACGGACUAAAUA
This is a messenger RNA of Mercenaria mercenaria, 1750 nucleotides long. RefSeq names its product allantoicase-like. NCBI's taxonomy places the organism in Eukaryota, Metazoa, Mollusca, Bivalvia, Venerida, Veneridae. Bases 387 to 1550 code for a protein of 387 amino acids. The record is from RefSeq and is a predicted model, not a curated record. The transcript has 13 exons. Gene Ontology annotation, molecular function: allantoicase activity. Gene Ontology annotation, biological process: allantoin catabolic process.